AUGGAUUUCAUGCGAGCCAACGGCUGCGAACAAAGACGCAAAAGAAACAGCAGCAGCAGCAGCUGCAGCAGCUGCAGCAGCAGAAGAAACGGCGACAUCUGCAGCACGAAUACUUGCAGCAACUGCGGCGGCGGCGACCAUGGGAACUGGUCGUGCUGCAGCAGCUGCAGCAGCUGCAGCAGCUGCAGCAGCUGCAGCAGCUGCAGCGGCGAAGCUGAAUCAACUAAAAGCGCCAGCUCAGACAAAGAAAACAAAGAAGACAAAGUUAAGAACUUCUCCAGCAGCAGCAGCAGCAGCAGCAGCAGCAGCAGCAGUGAAGACAUGUGGGGCGACGUUUUCGCGCCGCUGCCUGCGGCGCUUUCCCCGCUGCACAGCUACGGGGCCCUUUCCGUGCUGCGGAGCAGCAGCAGCAGCAGCAGCAGCAGCAGCAGCAGCAGCAAAGUAAAUAAGAAUGAAGAAGGAGGGAAAGAAGCACUUAAUGGAAAUGCAGAAAAGCAGCAGACAGACACCCUGGGCUGCGCGCUGCGGUGUCUGUACACCUGCUUGUCCGUCGCCGCCCGCCUGCUGGUUGGUUUCGCUUUAAUUGUUUUUUUCCUUUUCGCCUUUUCUUGGGACUUCUGA
Messenger RNA from Eimeria necatrix, 621 nucleotides. RefSeq lists its product as hypothetical. The record is from RefSeq and is a predicted model, not a curated record. The coding region runs from base 1 to 621 and encodes 206 amino acids. The transcript has a single exon. NCBI's taxonomy places the organism in Eukaryota, Apicomplexa, Conoidasida, Eucoccidiorida, Eimeriidae.